AUGUCCCAGCAGUGCCUACGAGUUAUUCAUACUAGAUCAGUGCCUACAAGACACACGUCUCUGAGACCGACUAGUCUAUAUGAUCACCCUCAACACACCAAGUCAAUCUCAACCUACCAGGUCACCCUCAACCCACCAGCCUGUAUGAUCACCCUCAACCCACCUGCCUGUAUGAUCACCCUCAACCCACCAGCCUGUAUGAUCACCCACAACCCACCUGCCUGUAUGAUCACCCUCAACCCACCAGCCUGUAUGAUCACCCUCAACACACCAGCUUGUAUGAUCACCCUCAACCCACCUGCCUGUAUGAUCACCCACAACCACCAGGUCACCCUCAACACACCAGCCUGUAUGAUCACCCUCAACACACCAGCUUGUAUGAUCACCCUCAACCCACCUGCCUGUAUGAUCACCCUCAACCACCAGUCUGUAAGAUCACCCUCAACCCACCAGCUUGUAUGA
Molecule: messenger RNA, 462 nt
Organism: Haliotis rufescens (red abalone)
Lineage: Eukaryota; Metazoa; Mollusca; Gastropoda; Lepetellida; Haliotidae
Exons: 1
Coding region: 1-462 (153 amino acids)
Source: RefSeq, a predicted model, not a curated record